AUGCAAACUGAUGCAAACCAAGAUCAAACUCCUCAAAACUUACCAACAACUGCUUUCCUAGAACAAGUCUUGACAGAUGUUGAAAAAUAUAGUCCUUUAAAUCUUGUUCCUGUAACUGACUUCUUUCGACAAGUAUUUGUGACACGCGUUUCAUUUUUAGAAAGUAGAUUUGGUGUAGUUUAUCCCACUUAUCGUUCAAUCAAAAUCAUCUAUCAACAACCUUCUAACGAUAAUGAAUUAAUCGCAGAACAAAAACAAUGGUUAACUUACUGGACUGUUUACGGUUGGCUUCAAGUAGCUGAUUAUUGGUCAACUCGACUUCUUAACUUAUUACCAGGUUAUAAUUUUUUAAAAUUAAUAUUUUUAUACUGGGCUCAGAAUGAUCAGUCAAGAGGUGCUACUAUACUUUUUGAACAAGUUUUGAAACCAUUGCUACGUAAACCACAACCUAAAUUAAAUACGACUACUCAAAAGCGACAGACAACAAAAUGGCAGCAAAAUGAUCAACAGCAAUCAACGCAACGAUUUGUCAAAAUUGAUCAUAAUUCCUCAGGUCCUUCAGUUGUCUAUAGAAGUGACCUUUCACCUGAGGAAAUUUGGAAGCGCAAUCCAGAAGAGCGUGAGAAUGAUGUUGAACCAUAUCAUUUAAAUCAUGCCAAUUAA
This is a messenger RNA of Dentiscutata erythropus, 663 nucleotides long. The record is from the annotation of a GenBank genome assembly. Lineage: Eukaryota; Fungi; Glomeromycota; Glomeromycetes; Diversisporales; Gigasporaceae.